Penicillium malachiteum is the source of this 1065-nucleotide messenger RNA. Its product is annotated as Rab geranylgeranyltransferase BET4. Lineage: Eukaryota; Fungi; Ascomycota; Eurotiomycetes; Eurotiales; Aspergillaceae. Gene Ontology annotation, cellular component: Rab-protein geranylgeranyltransferase complex; cytoplasm. Gene Ontology annotation, biological process: protein geranylgeranylation. The record is from RefSeq and is a predicted model, not a curated record. The coding region runs from base 1 to 1065 and encodes 354 amino acids. The transcript is spliced from 4 exons. Gene Ontology annotation, molecular function: Rab geranylgeranyltransferase activity.
AUGGCCAGUCACGGUGUUCGGCGAUUUAAGCCCUCGGAGAAAACACCCGAAGAACGGCAGCAAGAGCUGCAGAAGAUAGAUGACUAUAGAUCGCUAGAACGUCUAGUCUCGGACAAGGUGGCCGAACAUGAUUACUCUAGCGACACACUGGAGAAGAUCUCCGGACUGUUGAAUCGGAAUCCAGAAUACUAUACGAUCUGGAACUACCGUCGUCGGGUUAUGAGACAUCAUUUUUCGGAAGCUUCAGAUACUGCCAACGAGGAUAUAAUCCAGCCUGUACUUUCAUUAAUCAAAAAUGACUUGAUGUUCCUCAUCCCUCUUCUGCGGAGCUUCCCCAAAUGUUACUGGAUUUGGAACUAUCGAAUGUGGCUGCUGGAUGAAGCGCGUCGACUGCUGCCAUUACCAGAAGCUCGCCAGAUCUGGCAAGAGGAAUUUGCCCUCGUUGGUAAAAUGUUAACACUGGACAGUCGCAAUUUCCACGGCUGGGGAUACCGUCGUGUGGUUGUGGAGACGUUGAAGCAGCUCGGCAGCUUAGAUGAGGCCACAGGCAUGACCCAAAAAGAAUUCGAAUAUGCAAAGAAAAUGAUUGGUGCCAACCUCUCGAAUUUUUCCGCCUGGCACUACCGAACUAAGCUGAUUCAGCGGCUUUUGGAUGAACAAUCCGCCACUGAUAACGAGCGGCGUAAGAUGCUAGACGAUGAGUUGUCCCUCAUUCAUCAAGCUUUGAUUGAUCCUUAUGACCAGUCAGUCUGGUUCUACCAUCAGAAUCUGCUCUGUGUAUUUGACCCAAUUACCGCUGAUCGGACAAUGGCUCCGAAUUUGAGCACGUCAGAACGACUUCAAUAUCUCCGCCAAGAGAUUGACAAUGUUCAGGAAAUUUUGGAUGGAGCUGAAGAUUGCAAAUACAUCUACCAGGCUCUUAUCGAGUGCACGGUCUUGGUAUCCAAAGUGACAGGUCAUUUAUCUUCGGAGGACCGUGAUCAAAUCUUGAGCUGGCUCUCGGAAUUGAAGCAAUUGGAUCCUUUACGAGAACAAAGAUGGCUAGAUUUUGAACAGACCUUGUAA